Hermetia illucens (black soldier fly) is the source of this 748-nucleotide messenger RNA. RefSeq lists its product as uncharacterized. The transcript has 2 exons. NCBI's taxonomy places the organism in Eukaryota, Metazoa, Arthropoda, Insecta, Diptera, Stratiomyidae. The record is from RefSeq and is a predicted model, not a curated record. Bases 16 to 738 code for a protein of 240 amino acids.
UAUAACCUGGACUUAAUGCAGACCCAAUAUCUACAUUAUAUUAUCGGCCCACGUAGCCCCGUCGUUGAGUCCCAAUCGACGAAUGGUUUUGUCAAUGUAACGCAAUCUUCGGUCGAUGUUUUCAUUGACAACAGCAACUUGCAGGAUCAGACGGACUCUCUAGAUCAAGCGGUUUCAAUUGCAUUUCUUCAAAAUCUCGAUGAACGCCUAUAUAAAUUGGAUGACCUUAUAUCCCCGUCGAAAUUCUGGAGAGCCUUCCAUCCUUACUUCAAAGACUUCAUCAGUGUGAAUUCAAUCCCUUGGUGGAAGCCCUUGAAAUAUUUUAACUGGGGAUCAUUAGAAGAUGCCAUAGUUAGACUAUCAAAAAACGAAACAUACGAUGUCUUCGCAGGCACUUCUGGUAAUGUCGUUUUUCUAAGUAACGAUAAAUGUUCAGAUCCAUAUCCACUAACAUACAAAGUUGAACCGCAUGAUCGUAAUAUACCAUUAUAUGUUUGGAACUACAUAAGAAAAAAGGACCUCACUGACGACGGUGUUGUGGUGAUUGGGAUAAACUCACCGUUCUUCGAUAGUCUAAGUAAAGAAAAUAUUAUCUGUGAGGAUAUUUGUGAUAAGUUACCCUGGUUUAACCAAUUAAAUAAAAGGCGGAAAAUGCCAGCUCUAGGUUUUCUAUUUUGCUGCAAACCAGGGGAGGUAAAGGAUAAAUUAGAUGGUUUUCCGAUCAUUCAAAAUUUGUAAUUUUUUCAAA